AUGCCGAGAAACUUGAACUCAGAAAAAUUACCGGGACAGAAAAUCGAACUCCCCCAGGAAAAAACUAAGUCGACCAUUCCGAAGGGCACAGACGGCAAGGAAGGGGUGUGGGAAUAUCCGUCGCCGCAGCAAAUGUUUAACGCGAUGAUAAGAAAAGGGAAGGGAAAUGUCCCGGAGGACGCGGUGGAAAGUAUGGUGAGUAUCCACAACUUUCUUAAUGAGGGCGCCUGGGGAGAAAUUCUAGAAUGGGAGGAUCCCCACACCAAAGUUUCCCAGGUGGAGCCCCGCCUUGAGCGCUUCACGGGAAUCCCCGAUAAAAUGUCCCCCCGUGCAAAAAUAUUCACGACGUUGGGAAAAUAUUUCCCCGAUAAGUUUAGCUCCACGCCUCCAUUCGACCGGCACGACUGGACCGUUCUGCGGAGUAACGGAAAGGGUGGCUGGAGAAAAGUGCGCUAUGUGAUAGACUACUAUGCGGGCCCCGAUGAUGAAUCUACGGGGAUGCCCACUUUUGUUUUGGAUGUGCGCCCCGCUUUGGAUAACCCUGUCAAUGCGGUGGAUCGCGUCAAUCAUUGGUGGGCUUACCAGGGGAAGCCGAUAUGGGACAAGGCGAUGGGCCGAAAGUGA
Brettanomyces bruxellensis is the source of this 624-nucleotide messenger RNA. It is a transcript of the gene CYC3, whose product is annotated as holocytochrome c synthase. Lineage: Eukaryota; Fungi; Ascomycota; Pichiomycetes; Pichiales; Pichiaceae. Gene Ontology annotation, biological process: cytochrome c-heme linkage. Gene Ontology annotation, molecular function: holocytochrome-c synthase activity. The record is from RefSeq and is a predicted model, not a curated record. Bases 1 to 624 code for a protein of 207 amino acids. Gene Ontology annotation, cellular component: mitochondrion. The transcript has a single exon.